AUGAUAUUAUCAUUAUUUCUGGGCAAUAGAGCUGUCAAUUUAGGAAUCACUUCAUAAUAUCUAGAUGUAUAUUAUAAUUGUAAUUAAAUUAGUUAUAAAAUAAAUUCUAAGAAGAAGACCCUAUUUUACAUUAAUUUGAUCAUAAUAAAAGACCUAAUUCAUUAUACUUUGGAAAUGAUCUAGACUUAAGUAAAUCAUUAAAUAUGAUCAAUAUGAAUUCAUUAAAAUAAGAAACUUAGGAAGUUCCAAUUAUAAAUGAAUAAGAAAAGGAUGAACCAUAGAUUAUAAAAUUAACUUAAAAAUAUUUACAUGAAAUGAGAAUAGACUAAAAUCAGAUAUACAAUUAUAAAAAGAACUUUGAAAAUGAAAAUGAUCUUUUCGCUAUUAAUUUUGAUACUACUUAAGUGGAACUAUUUUAAGACAAUAUUUAAACUCAAUUAGAAAAAGCAGAUUAGUGUGAUGGUUUUGAAUUAAUAGUAGAUUGUGAAACAUGUUAUGGUGAAAUUGGAUUGAAAGUAGUUGAUUCUUUGAAUGAUCUUUAAGGAAAUAGUAAAAGUCCAAAAUUAGUAAUUUCUAUUGUUGAUCCAUGUAAUAAUAUUAAAAAUAGAAUUAUCAAUAGGUAUUCAAUUUCCAUAUCAAUAAUUUAGAUCAUUAACUUUAACAUAAUAUUAAUAAAAUUCAACAUUAUUGGUUCCUCUAGAACUAAAAGAUAUGUAAAUUCAUUUAAAUCAAAUAGAACUUAAUCAACAGUAUUCCUUCCUUAUCAAUAAUAUCAUCUGUAGCUAUAAAUGCAAAUAAGAGUAUGUGAGUAUGCAUGAAUUCUGUAAUCGAAUUACUUCAGCUCCUUAAAACAAUAUAUUUAAUAUUCUUGCUUCGAUUCCUUCAAUUUAAGAUAAACCAGAUGAUAGCAUACUGAAUUAUAAAUAAAUUAAGAAUUUGGAUAAGUUUUAUAUUUCAUAAGAUAUUAUUAAUUUGAAUUCUGAGAAGGAAUCAUUUGGAGAAUCUUAUUUUUUAAGAGGUAUUUCACCAAUUCCAAAUGAGAGAAAUCUAAAGUCAUAUGGAGUAGAUAUCAGAAUUUUAGAUUAUAUCUAUUAAGUGCCUAUGUUAUAUAAUUAUAUUGAUGUGUUACCAUUUCAUAGUUGUAUCUUUAGUAAUGAAAGCUAUAAGUUUACUCUACUUAAAUUAUACAAUGAAUUAAAUAGUAUUAAGAAAAUGGGUUUUUGGUAAUAUGAAAAAUAAUCCUUAGAAGAUGAAUAGUAAUUGAAAUAUGAUUUAUUUUAAUUGAUUGAGAAUUAUGGUGGUGUUGAUGAAGAGGAAUAAUUAUGA
Paramecium pentaurelia is the source of this 1326-nucleotide messenger RNA. Lineage: Eukaryota; Ciliophora; Oligohymenophorea; Peniculida; Parameciidae. The record is from the annotation of a GenBank genome assembly.